CUUGUAUUUGUCUACUUGAAGAUUUUCCGUCCUUUAUAAAGGAUAUUUAGCUUGAGAUAGUAAAAAUCCUUGAUAUUACGUUCAUUAGAGCCAAAUGUACUUGGAGGGCAUUUGUUAAAUCCAAAUCUUGAACAUUCCGAAUGCUCCGUACUCUCCAUCUUCCGAAAACACCAACCGAGAUAAUAUGCCCGCCGACUCCUGCCUGCAGCAAGGCAUUAAUAAGGACUGCCACUUCUGCAGAUUCCGCCGGCUAAGGAAUGACCAAGGUGCCGCUGAGGACCAUUUCUCAGGACGACGGUAAGGCUCCUCACCUGACCCACCAUUUAUAUCUCCCAAGCGGCUCUCUUGUUUUAUCCUCGUACAGUCUCCUCGCACUGUACUCCAUUAAUAUCGGAAGGGAGAGGGGAGGAGGCGCCGAUCCAGAUGAGAUGGAAGUAGAGGGUGCCAGGGUAAGCUCCAGUAAUGCCAACCGUGUAAUUUGUUUUGAUGUCAUAUGGAGCGCAAAUAGCCUUUCCGAAGCGUGCGAGUAUGCACACUAA
Molecule: messenger RNA, 539 nt
Organism: Nezara viridula (southern green stink bug)
Lineage: Eukaryota; Metazoa; Arthropoda; Insecta; Hemiptera; Pentatomidae
Source: the annotation of a GenBank genome assembly